AUGCAUAUAGGAACUACUGAAAGUGAUAGUGAUUAUCGUUUUUUUUUGGCUAUGGUAACUGAAAGGUCAAGAAGAUCUUAUUCCUCCGCUACCCCCAGCUCUCGUAGACAUCGCUCCCGUUCUCCUCAUAAUGGGGAUCGCCGACGCGAAGAAACCUAUCACCGUCACCGAUAUGGGCGUGAUUAUGAGAGAGACGGGCGUGAUUAUGAGAGGGAUGGACGCGAUUAUGAAAGAGAUGGUCGUGAUUAUGAAAGAGAUAACCGUAGAACUGAUGCACAGCGUAAGAUUUCACCUGGUUAUGAUAAAGAAGGUCGUGAGAACGGAAACGAAUCACAUCAAAAGAUACAGCAUUCUGAUAAACCUUCUGUGGAAGUCGAAACGGGAAAAGAUAAUAAUCAACCCCAAAAGCCAAGAGCACCAAUUUCUCUCGAUGAAUUGCUACAACAACGGGAAACAGAAAAGCAAGCAAAUGAUAGGCCUAAAUUUCUGACAAAGACAGAUAGAGCAAAAUUAGCUAUGGAGAAACGUCAAAAAGAAGUCGAAGAACAACGACAAAAACAGGAAGAGGAAAGACGUCAACAAGAAGAAUUUCAAAGAAGGGCGAUUGAAGAAGCUCGACUAAAUGGUUAUGGUCGGGAUCGUAGAGAUUACUAUGAUCGGUAUGAUCGAGAUAGACCUGAUAGAUACGAAAGAUCAAGAGCGAGAGACCGUGAUAGUAUUGAUAAGCGCCCGACGGAAAAAUCAGAUCAUAACGAAGAUGAAAAAUUGGAUGAAAAAGAAUUGCAGGCGAUUAGGGAACGUUAUAUGGGUGGUGAGCGUAAAAAACGCAAAAUCCGUAAAAUGAAUGAAAAGAAAUUUGUAUUCGAUUGGGAUGCAGGAGAAGACACAUCACAAGAUUUUAAUCCACUUUACGCAGCUAAACAUAACGCUCAAAUGUUUGGGCGUGGGCAUUUCGCUGGAAUAGAUAUUAAAGAACAAAAGCGUGAUCGUGCACAGUUUUAUAAUCAACUUUUAGAAGAAAGAAGAACUUUAGAUCAAAAGGAUCGCGCCGAGGAAAGAAUGGAAAUCGACAGAAAGAAAGAAUUGAAGAGCAUGUGGGACGAUCGUCACUGGUCAGAAAAACCAUUGAGCGAAAUGAAAGAAAGGGAUUGGCGUAUUUUCAAAGAAGAUUUCAAUAUUACGACUAAAGGUGGUAGUAUUCCUAAUCCAAUUAGAUCAUGGAUCGAGUCUGGAUUGUCCGAACGUAUUCUAAAUUUAAUAGAAAGUAUUGGAUAUAAAGAGCCAACACCCAUACAGCGUCAAGCAAUCCCGAUAGGAUUACAAAAUAGGGAUAUCAUCGGUAUUGCUGAGACAGGUAGUGGUAAAACUGCAUCAUUCGUGAUACCGAUGCUUGUCUAUAUUUCCGAUCUUCCAAAAUUGAGCGAAGAAAACAUGUCAGAUGGCCCAUAUGCCUUAAUCCUUGCUCCAACUCGCGAGUUGGCCCAACAAAUUGAACAAGAAACCUUAAAAUUUGCUGCGCCGAUGGGUUUCAACUGUGUUUCCAUCGUCGGUGGGCAUGCCGUUGAAGAACAAGCCUUUAAUCUAAGGAAUGGUGCAGAAAUUAUUAUUGCUACUCCGGGUCGUUUGAAAGAUUGUUUGGAUCGAAGAAUUUUGGUACUUAAUCAAUGUACCUAUGUUGUUAUGGAUGAGGUUUAUAUGGGAUUUGAAGCCGAUGUUAAUUUGAUAUUGGAUGCUUUACCUGUAUCAAAUGUAAAACCUGAUACGGAGGAAGCUGAGAAUCCUGCCGAAAUGUUAAAAAAGAUUGGACAAAAAGAGCGUUAUAGACAAACGGUCAUGUUUUCAGCUACUAUGCCUGCUGCCGUCGAGCGUUUGGCAAAGAGACCUGCAGUUGUUACCAUAGGAACUGCUGGCCAAGCUGUAGACACAGUGGAGCAAAGGGUAGAAAUGAUUAAUGAUGAAGGAAGAAAGAAAGCUCGACUAUUAGAACUCCUCCAGGGAUCCUUUGAUCCGCCAAUUAUUAUUUUUGUCAAUCAAAAGAAAGGCUGUGAUGUUCUUGCUCGUGCAUUAAACAAACUUGGAUAUCGUGCAACUACUCUUCACGGUGGUAAGACACAGGAACAAAGAGAGAGUGCUUUAGCUCAUCUUAAAAAUGGUACUAUGGAUAUACUUGUGGCCACGGAUGUUGCCGGUCGCGGUAUAGAUGUAAAAAAUGUAUCAUUAGUCAUUAAUUAUGAUAUGGCUAAAAAUAUUGAAGGUACUUGUGUUGAUAUUUUAAUGUAUGAUUUGAAACAAAUGAUAUUGAAAUCUCCUAUAUCGCGAGUUCCACCAGAAUUGGCAUCACACCCGAAUGCAAUGGCUAAACCAGGAUCUUAUGUUUCUAAAAGAAAACAUGAAGAGACAAUAUUUCAAUAA
This is a messenger RNA of Diversispora eburnea, 2412 nucleotides long. NCBI's taxonomy places the organism in Eukaryota, Fungi, Glomeromycota, Glomeromycetes, Diversisporales, Diversisporaceae. The record is from the annotation of a GenBank genome assembly.